AUAAAAAGGCUACUUUGUUUGGCCUUUUGGUGCGUACUACUUGGGCUUAUGCUCUCUUCUUUUGGGUCGUUUCUUAGAAGGAAACACUUUUUCAAUUUUCCAUCGUCACCUUCAGCUGCUAGCUACCAAAUUCUCCCUUCCCCCUCUCUUCCUUCACCUUUCAACUUCUUAAACCCUCAACACCGUCUUCUUGUACUCUACCUACUCGUGGGUCUAUACUCUAGGUUCGCUUUAUCCUCCAGUCCUCUGUGACCCAGAAAGAAGCUAAAUACACAGCAGACAAUACAGGUCUCGUGGGACAGAGAUGGCACUAGACGCAGUGGUUUAUCCCCAAGACCCUUUUAGUUAUGGCUACAGGGAUUGUUACUCCUUCCCAAUUGGCGGAGCUUGGUGCUGCGAUUUUGAUUUACAAGAAGAAGAAAAUGCUUUUCUUGGGAUUCAUGAAAACAGCAAGAGUAAUUUAGAGCAACAUGGUGAUCUCCAUGCAAAUUGGGAUUCUUCAUCUCCUUCUGUAAUGAAACAACCAAAAGAUCAAUGGGAUCCUAAUUCUUCACCUGAGACUUGCACUGUUGAUCAAUAUAUCACUCCUCCUCCUGGAGUAUUCCAUUCAAUGGUUCCACCGCCGCCUACCACGGCUGGCCGGCGAAAGCGAAGGCGCACCAAGAGCACCAAGAAUAAGGAAGAAAUAGAGAACCAGAGGAUGACUCACAUUGCAGUUGAACGCAACCGCAGGAAACAGAUGAAUGAGUAUCUUGCUGUACUCAGGUCUCUGAUGCCUCCUUCCUAUGUUCAGAGGGGUGACCAAGCAUCUAUAGUUGGAGGUGCUAUUAAUUUUGUGAAGGAGCUAGAGCAGCUCUUGCUGACAAUGGAGGCCCACAAAAAGACCAAGCAGCAACCAGCUGAUGUCAGUGGCUUCUCUUCAUCACCAUUUGCUGAGUUCUUCGCCUUCCCACAGUACUCAACACGAGCUCUGGCCACUGGAGAGGAAUCUAUAGCUGAUCAAAAUCAGUGGUCUGUGGCAGACAUAGAAGUGACCAUGGUGGAGAGCCAUGCCAAUCUUAAAAUACUUUCAAAGAAAAAACCCAGACAGCUCUUGAAGAUGGUGGCAGGUCUGCAAGCCUUAAGGCUCAGUGUUCUCCACCUAAAUGUCACCACUGUUGAUCAAUUGGUUCUCUACUCAGUUAGUGUUAAGGUGGAGGAAGGUUGCUACCUUAAUACAGUGGAUGAGAUUGCAGCUGCUGUUAAUCAAAUGCUACACAGGAUUCAUGAAGAGGAAGCUGUUUUCAGCUAAAAUUAAUUUGUAACCCUAAUUGGGUUUUUCUUCUGUAAUUGGAGUUGUUAAUAUAAAAAUCCUUUUCUUGCCUUAA
This is a messenger RNA of Manihot esculenta (cassava), 1367 nucleotides long. RefSeq names its product transcription factor bHLH96. Gene Ontology annotation, biological process: regulation of transcription by RNA polymerase II. Gene Ontology annotation, molecular function: DNA-binding transcription factor activity, RNA polymerase II-specific; protein dimerization activity; RNA polymerase II cis-regulatory region sequence-specific DNA binding. Lineage: Eukaryota; Viridiplantae; Streptophyta; Magnoliopsida; Malpighiales; Euphorbiaceae. Bases 305 to 1291 code for a protein of 328 amino acids. The transcript has 3 exons. The record is from RefSeq and is a predicted model, not a curated record.